Messenger RNA from Quercus lobata, 2820 nucleotides. RefSeq names its product CheY-like two-component responsive regulator family protein (gene APRR2). Bases 305 to 1984 code for a protein of 559 amino acids. Lineage: Eukaryota; Viridiplantae; Streptophyta; Magnoliopsida; Fagales; Fagaceae. Gene Ontology annotation, biological process: positive regulation of DNA-templated transcription; phosphorelay signal transduction system. Gene Ontology annotation, molecular function: transcription cis-regulatory region binding; DNA-binding transcription factor activity. The transcript has 12 exons. Gene Ontology annotation, cellular component: nucleus. The record is from RefSeq and is a predicted model, not a curated record.
AUUGACCUUUUGAAGGAGAGCCUUUUGCAUUUCAUAUUCUGUGGUCCGCAACACACGAUGGCAACUGUACAGUAAUUCACAGAAACAGACACCCCCUUCAAAACUCACAAGUGCAUCUCUCUCUCUCUCUCUCUCUCUCUCAUAUACAAAGCCAAAGGAGAAUAAGUAAUAAGUUGUAGAAGUGGGAAGAAAAGAGCCAGGGUAAGAAGAGGAGUUUCAGUGUUCAUUAGAGACCUGUUUAAAUGUUGGUAAGCAGUGAUCUGCAAGAUUUGUUGGGGGCCUGAGAAACGAUGCCAAACCAGCUAUGGUUUGCUCUGCUAAUGAUUUACAGGAGUGGAAAGACUUUCCUAAGGGACUCAGGGUGCUUCUUGUUGAUGGAGACAGCAAUUCAGCUGAAGAGAUAAGAUCAAAGCUUGAGGCAAUGGAUUAUAUUGUUUCUACAUUCUGCAAUGAGAAUGAAGCUUUGUCAGCAAUUUUAAACAAGCCUGUAAGCUUUCAUGUUGCUAUUGUGGAGGUGGGAACAAGCGACAGCCAUGGGAGUUUCAAAUUUCUCGAAACUGCUAAGGACUUGCCAACCAUUAUGACUUCAAACAUUCAUUGCCUGAGCACCAUGAUGAAGUGCAUAGCGCUAGGUGCAGUUGAGUUCUUGCGGAAGCCACUUUCUGAGGAGAAACUCAGGAAUAUUUGGCAGCAUGUGGUUCACAAGGCAUUCAAUGCUGGGGGUAGCAACCUCUCUGAAUCACUAAAGCCUGUCAAAGAGUCUGUAGUGUCCAUGCUGCAGCUACAAGUGGAAAAUGGAGAACCUGAGAAUAGAAUAUCAAUGGAAACUGAAAAUGAGUCCCUUGUUCAUGAAAAUGACAAGGAGCACUCAGCAGGAAGUGAUAAGUACCCAGCUCCUUCGACCCCACAAUUGAAACAGGGAACACGGUUACUGGAUGAUGGGGAUUGCCAAGAUCAAACUAACUGCUCAACAGAAAAAGAGAUCGGUGAGCAAGAUGGGGAAUCUAAAUCUGUCGAAACUACUUGUGGUGAUUCAAUUUGUGUAGGCACUCUUCAGGAGGACAAACUUCAAAUACCAGAAAAGAAUCUGGUCAAAGAGGAAGAGGAGUCUGCUGAUGGUUUUAAAAGUGAGAGAAAGGUGUCUCAUCACCUACAUAAUAUAGAUAGUCUCAGCAACAAAGGAGAUGAUUGUGCUGAAAAACCAAUUAAACCAUCUCAACCUCAUAAUUCAUGUGGGGCUAGAUCUAAUCGGAAGAAGAUGAAGGUAGACUGGACACAAGAACUGCACAAGAAGUUUGUGCAUGCAGUGGAGCAACUAGGUGUUGAUCAUGCCAUUCCUUCUCGGAUACUAGAGCUCAUGAAAGUGGAAGGUUUAACAAGGCAUAAUGUAGCAAGCCAUCUCCAGAAAUACCGAAUGCACAGAAGACAUAUCUUGCCCAAGGAACAAGAACGGAGAUGGCCGCGUACAAGAGAUCUAAUGCAGAGAAAUUAUUAUCAACAGAGACCAGUCAUGGCUUACCCUCCCUAUCACUCUAAUCACACCCUCUCCACAGCUCCGAUUUAUCCCGUAUGGGGACAACCUGGCAGUCAACAAGCUGGAGCCCAAUUGUGGGGUCAACCUGGCUAUCCUGCAUGGCAACCAACAAAUAAUUGGCAUUGGAACCCUUAUCCAGGGAUGCCUGCUGAUCAUGCUUGGGGCUGCCCUGUUGUGCCACCUACACAUCACCCUUAUACCUCCUACCCUCAAAAUGCUGCAGAAUUUUAUCAUGCUGGUGCAGUUGAUAAUAGUUGUGGCAUGCCACCUGUUGACCAUCAUCCGGAAGAGGAGGUAAUUGACAAGGUUGUGAAAGAGGCAAUUGGCAAGCCAUGGCUACCCUUACCCUUGGGGCUCAAGCCUCCUUCCACUGAUAGUGUACUAGCUGAGCUCUGCAAGCAAGGCAUCUCCACCAUCCCCCCUAACAUCAACAGCUCAAAACCCAGAUGACGUGGCAACACGUCACCGAGUCCCACUUAGAGUUAUUAUGUCAUGUUGUUUCAAUGCAAUCCUUAACCUAUUAAUCUUCCCUCUCUUCAAAUUUUACAAUUGUGGAUGGUCAAUUUCAAUUUACAAACCUACUAAUAAUUUUUUAUCAUACGCUUACAGUUGUAUAAGUCAGUAAGUCGGGAAAUUGGGUCGCAAGUGUAUUCGUAGUACCAAAUUUUGACAGGUGUCAAAGGUCCUGAUUGGUCUGGUCUGAGCUGAGCACCAUCUGAUUCUGAUCUCCAGUUGUUCCCCGGUUCCCUCCACCAAACACCCCAACAAAAACACCGCACGCGCCCUUGCUGCGCGUGGGAGAUGCGCCUAAGAGCUAACGUAAGGUGGUACGUAGACACAAGAAGAAAAGGACAUUGAUCGUAUCCAUCGCCACAGCAUUAAAAUCAGAGUGGGCAGCCUUUUAAUUUUGGACGGUCCAGAACCGGCCACGUAUGUAUGUGAAAAAUCUGUGGUUGUAAAUAAACAAUAGUUGCUGACAAGAGCUGUCGUGGUUGCUGUUGUUGAAUGUGGUGGGACCCGUGUGAAUUAAUCUGAUCUGAUCUGAUCUAACGUGCAGACUGCAGGGUGAGUGUUGGACGGUGAUUGAUCACGAGUGUCCUUUUUCAUUGUGGGGUCCACUCUAUCUAAUAAUGCUAGGACCAAUGGGGUAGGGACUCUUGUGAAUAAAAAAGUUUGACUUUUUUUUAUUUUAUUUUUUUGUUGAGAGAUGAGUGGAAUGCUGGCUUGUUUCUGUCUCCUCAAGAAAUGAUGACAUAUGAUAUGACAAAUGCAGGCCAUUUCUUGUA